AUGCAUAAUUCUUACAGUUCUUCUUUUGAUAAUGAAUCCAAUAAUUUAGAUUUAGUGAAACGGCAAUAGAUUUCAUAAUAAUAAUUGCCAAAAUUAAUGUAAAUGCCAUCAGAUUUGAAACCACCAACUAUAAAUUCAUCAUUUAUAAACUGUCCAUCUCCAUUUACAGAACCAUUAAGAUCUUACAUUUCUUAUAGAGAAAGUGGAUAAAAUCAUUUUGAAUAGAGUAGAAAAGCAAAGACAUUGAAUAUGAAUUCAGAAGGAGGGGAUGGAAAAAACGUUGAUGAAUCUGGGACUAAGAGAUUAAAGAAAAGUUAAUUUAAUUAAGGAAUGUCUUCUUUACGUAAAUAUCCAUAGUAUUCUGAAUUUAAUUAGACAGAAUCUGUGAGUAGAAAUAUAUUUGACAAAAAGUUUGUAAAACAAUUUGCUAGAACUCUUCUUUAAAAAGCCUAUAUAUAUCGUGAUAAUUAUUUUAAUGCAUAUUAAAAAUAGAUAUUAGUAGAAAAUUAUUUAGAAAAUAAUUCACAUUAUACUAUAUAAGAUGAAAAGAAUAAAGAGCAGAUAAAUCCUUUAUAUUUUCUAUUUUGGGAUAUGGUCGUAAUAGUUUUUAUAUUGAUGUUAAGUAUUUGGUUGCCAUUUAAGAUAAGUUUUAAUUAGGAAACAAAUCUAAUCUUUGAAUUAUUGGCGAUUUUUAUAAUAGUAGGUGAUUUAGGUUUAAAUUAUUUCAAGCCUUACAUAUCAGAAGGUAAUUUUGUAAGAUUUCAUAUAAAGUAUAAAUUAUAAUUAAUAAAACGUUAAACUAUUAUUGAUAUAACUUAUUUGAUUGGUUAAGUUUUAUUGUUAUUCAUAUCUUAGAAUUCAGUGUUAAUAUGGUGUAUUUUAGUAUUAUAAAUAAGUUGUGGAGUAUAGAAAUUGAAUAUUUUGAUGUGUCGUAUAAAUGAUUUUAUGCCUUUUGAAAUUGGUUAUUAUAAAAUAUUCAUGAUAGUAUUAUAUGUGAUACAUUCAUUUUCAUGUUUUUGGCAUUUUAUAGGAAUAGAAGAAUAAGAUUCUUGGAUGGUGACAUUGAAUAUAGAAGAGGAAGAUGAAUGGACAAAAUAUUGUUAUGCAAUAUAUUUAAAUACAAGUUUAUUAUUACAUAUGGGAUCAGGACUGAUUUAACUAAAAACAAAUGUAGAAUUAAUAUAUUCAACAAUUGUUAUGUUUAUAUCUUGUUGGUUAAUAGCAUAUAUAAUAAAACAUAUUAGUUUUAUGAUGAAAUAAAGAUAUUAAAGAUAUAGUAAAAGUAUGUUAUAAAUGGAAUUAAUGAAUAACUUUAUGUCUAAAAAAGGAAUAUCAUUAUAAAUGUCUGCUAGAAUAAGGAAUUAUAUAAGAUUUAUUUAAUAAUAGGAUAAUCAAGAUGAUUAGGUAAUAUUGUUAUAUACAUUUAGAUAAUUAGAUGUAAAUUCUUAUGUAAUAACUAUCACCUACUUUAAAAGAGGAAAUUCUACUUUAAAUGAGAAUAAAGGCAUUAUUUAAUUGUAAACCUCUUUUUAAUUUUUCAAAAGAUACAUUAGAACAUCUUACUUAAAUAAUGGAAUAUGUUAAAUUUAAUCCAAAUGAAUUAAUAAUAUAAAAACAUAAACCAGAUGAUUGUUCAUUAUAUAUAAUUGAAUCAGGUGAAGUAUAAAUAAUGGAUUAAAAUACUUAAUUAGCUUAAAUGGGAACUGGAGAUUCAUUUGGUGAAUAUUCAUUCUUUUCAGGAGAUUUAAGAUAAGCAUCUGUUAAAACUAAAGGGUUUGUUUAAUUAUAUAAAAUAGAAUAAUGUAAAUUUGUUUAAUUGAUAUAAUAAAAUAAAAGCGAUCAUGAAAGGUACGUAUUUAUAAAACAUUCCCUUCUAAAUAAAUAGUUUAAAAUUAUUAAUAUGUUUUGCUAUUCUUGUAGAAGUUCUGAUCAUUUAAUUUGUAAAUGUCCUAUAUGGACAUAUACUCCAGAUCUUGAAAAAGUAUAUAAGCAGGAAAAUUAUAAUUAAUAAUCUAGGUCUAAUUUCUCUAGAUCUCUUAAGAAAGAAAGAAAAGACUUUAAUAGAAUAUUUUUAAGAUUGAUUGUAAUAUCUGUUAAUAUAUAUUUAUAGUAAAAUUAUGAUGCACUUAAAAUAUUUAGAUUAAAAUAUGAUAUUAUUUAUGAUGAUGAUGAUGAAGAAGAUGAUGAUCUUUAAGAUGAAGAACUUGAAUCAUGUUCUGAACUUAGUGAUGAUUAUUAAAGUGAUGAAGGUUAUUCAGAUAAUAGAUUUAUUGAUAAAUAAGAUGGGUAUUAUUUUUAUAUUUAUAUUUAUAGAACUAUUGUUAGUAUUCUAAAAUAAUAAGAUUAAGUUAAAGAAAAUUCAAAAGUUUUAAAAGAAAUAGAUGAUGAAAAUGAUCAAAUGUUUAUUAUUAGGCCAAACAAUUAAAAAGGAACAUUAAGCACAGCUUAAUUUUAAUAUUAAACAGAUUUUCAAUAGUAGCAAUAAUAAUUAUAUAAAUUCUCAUUAGUACCAUAAGAGCCAUAAAAAAUAAAAAGAACUUCAACACCAUAAGAUCCAUUAUAACCAUAAUAAUUUAUUUAAACAGCAACAUCUUCUUAAUUAAUUGCUAAUGAAGUUCCAAUUCCAUCAGUUAAAAGAAUUAAAAAUACUCCUCAUAUUACAUUUAAAGGAGAUACAGAUAGUUAAUAGAGUUAAUAAAGAUUAAGAAAUAAUACAAAAAGUAGAGCAUAAAGUAGUGUUGUUGAUAAAAUGAAGAAAAACUUAUCAAGAAUAAGAGAAGAAGACUCUGAUACUUUAAAUUUAUCUAAUAGAUAAUAAUCUGAUGAAUAAGCUAGUUCACCAUAUGGAAGAUAAAUAGGUAGACAUAGUUAAAGUUCUACAUAAGUACGAUAAUCAAUGAAAAGAUUUUCAUCAAAAUUAUCAACUAUUCCUAUUAGAUAAGGUACAAUAACUCAAUUAAGAUCUACUGUUAGUCCAAUUAUUAGAUCUAAUAUUCAUAUUCCUACAGGAGUGGGUAUGGUUGAUUUAAGUAUGUAUAAAAGACCAGAUACAUAAUAUGAAGAGUUUGAGAGAAUGUAUUCAUACAAUCUAUAUUAUCCUAUUGAUAACUAUUAAAAUGUUAUCAACAGAUUAAAUUCCUUUUUGAAGUGGAAACUAUCCAGAUUUAUACCAUCUAAAUAUACAUUCACAUUUAAAGUUAAAAGAUUAGUCAAUAAAUUCUUAAGACCUAUUAAAGUCGAAUUCAAUUCAUAUUGA
Molecule: messenger RNA, 3256 nt
Organism: Paramecium sonneborni
Lineage: Eukaryota; Ciliophora; Oligohymenophorea; Peniculida; Parameciidae
Source: the annotation of a GenBank genome assembly